Lontra canadensis (Northern American river otter) is the source of this 2345-nucleotide messenger RNA. It is a transcript of the gene KLF5, whose product is annotated as Kruppel like factor 5. Bases 320 to 1693 code for a protein of 457 amino acids. The record is from RefSeq and is a predicted model, not a curated record. Gene Ontology annotation, molecular function: RNA polymerase II cis-regulatory region sequence-specific DNA binding; DNA-binding transcription factor activity, RNA polymerase II-specific. The transcript has 4 exons. Gene Ontology annotation, biological process: regulation of transcription by RNA polymerase II. Lineage: Eukaryota; Metazoa; Chordata; Mammalia; Carnivora; Mustelidae.
GGUACGCGCGCUCACAGCUCGCUCACGGAGACAGACGGUGGCGGGAGCGGGCUCCGGCGAGUGAGAGAGCGCGGUGGGGCGGGGCGGGAGAAAGUGGCCGCCCGGAGGACGUUGGCGUUUACGCGUGUCGGAGCGGAAGAGUUUUGCUUUUCGUGCGCGCCUUCGAAAACCGCGCCUGCUGUUGGCUGAGGGGGUCCACCCGGAGCUUCCCCUUCUCCGCCCGCGGCCCCGCGCCGAGCUCGCCGGCCCGAAGCAGCGUGGGCGAGGUGGAAGCGCGUCCGACCCGCGUCCCGCGCCCGGAGCCGCCCCCUGAGUGCCAAUGGCCACGCGGGUGCUGACUAUGAGCGCCCGCCUGGGACCCGUGCCCCAGCCGCCGGCCCCGCAGGACGAGCCCGUGUUCGCGCAGCUCAAGCCCGUGCUGGGCGCCGCGAACCCGGCCCGCGACGCGGCGCUCUUCCCCGGCGAGGAGCUGAAGCACCCGCACCACCACCCGCAGGCUCAGCCCGCGCCCCCGCAGCCGCCGCAGCCGGCGCCGCCGCCCGCCGCUGGCCCGCGGCUGCCCCCUGAGGAGCUGGUCCAGACAAGAUGUGAAAUGGAGAAGUAUCUGACACCUCAGCUUCCUCCAGUUUCUAUAAUUCCAGAGCAUAAAAAGUAUAGACGAGACAGUGCCUCAGUCGUAGACCAGUUCUUCACUGACAGUGAAGGGUUACCUUACAGUAUCAACAUGAACGUCUUCCUCCCUGACAUCACUCACCUGAGAACUGGCCUCUACAAAUCGCAGAGACCGUGCGUAACCCACAUCAAGACAGAACCUGUUACCAUUUUCAGCCACCAGAGUGAAACGACUGCCCCUCCUCCGGCCCCGACCCAGGCCCUCCCUGAGUUCACCAGUAUAUUCAGCUCCCACCAGACCGCAGCUCCAGAGGUGAACAAUAUUUUCAUCAAACAAGAACUUCCUGCACCAGAUCUUCAUCUUUCUGUCCCUCCCCAGCAGGGCCACCUCUACCAGCUACUGAAUACACCGGAUCUAGAUAUGCCCAGUUCUACAAACCAGACAGCAGUAAUGGACACUCUUAAUGUUUCUAUGUCAGCCGCCAUGACAGGCCUUAACACACACACCUCUGCUGUUCCGCAGACUGCAAUGAAACAGUUCCAGGGCAUGCCCCCUUGCACAUACACCAUGCCCAGUCAGUUUCUGCCACAGCAGGCCACUUACUUUCCCCCGUCACCACCAAGCUCAGAGCCGGGAAGUCCAGAUAGACAAGCAGAGAUGCUCCAGAAUCUGACCCCACCUCCAUCCUAUGCUGCUACAAUUGCUUCUAAACUGGCAAUUCACAAUCCAAAUUUACCUGCCACCCUGCCAGUUAACUCGCAAAGCAUCCAGCCUGUCAGAUACAAUAGGAGGAGUAACCCGGACUUGGAGAAACGUCGCAUCCACUACUGCGAUUACCCUGGCUGCACAAAAGUUUAUACAAAGUCUUCUCAUUUAAAAGCUCACCUGAGGACUCAUACUGGUGAGAAGCCGUACAAGUGCACCUGGGAGGGCUGUGACUGGAGGUUCGCGCGCUCGGACGAGCUGACCCGCCACUACCGGAAGCACACAGGGGCCAAGCCAUUCCAGUGCGGGGUUUGCAACCGCAGCUUCUCCCGCUCCGACCACCUGGCCCUGCACAUGAAGAGGCACCAGAACUGAGAGCCCCGCCGUGGCCUGCCGUGCCUAUGCAAUUCACACUGACGUUCUGCAGUUCCUUUGGCAAAGUUUUAAACUACAAACUUAACCUAUAUAUAUAAAAAAAAAGAAAAAACAAAAAACUGGAAAUGUAUAUUUUGUAUAUUUGAGAAAACAGGGAAUACCUUGUAUGAAUACCAAAGCGUUUGGUCCUUUGAGAAUCUGGAAUGCUUGCUGUAAUGUAUAUGGCUUUACUCAAGCAGAUUUCAUCUCCUGACGGGCAGCCACAUCUCACUUGUGGGUAGGGGGGUGGGGGUGCAGGGUGUGUUUGCAGUGUUUCUACCUAAGCACCAUCAUUUAACGUGACAGUGUUUAGUAAACAAGUCAGUUGGCAGGCACAGGAAGAAGGCUGGAUUGUAUGUCAAGAUUUUACUUGACAUCAAGUAGUUUUUUGUUUUUUUUUUUUUAAUAUUAGAUAAUUCCUUAGAGGUGCGCAGUGUACCUGGCAAUUCACAAAUAGCCAUUGAACAAAUGUGUUUUUUUGUUUGUUUUUAUAUGAGUUGCCUAUAUUUGCUAUUCAAAAUUUUGUAAAUAUGCAAAUCAGCUUUAUAGGUUUAUUACAAAUUUUCUAAGAUUCUCUUGGGGGAAAAUCAUAAAUAAUUCUGUUUGAAAAAAA